This is a messenger RNA of Lacerta agilis (Sand lizard), 1839 nucleotides long. It is a transcript of the gene LRTM1, whose product is annotated as leucine rich repeats and transmembrane domains 1. The transcript has 3 exons. Gene Ontology annotation, cellular component: membrane. Gene Ontology annotation, molecular function: protein binding. The record is from RefSeq and is a predicted model, not a curated record. The coding region runs from base 614 to 1654 and encodes 346 amino acids. Gene Ontology annotation, biological process: regulation of presynapse assembly; positive regulation of synapse assembly; axonogenesis. NCBI's taxonomy places the organism in Eukaryota, Metazoa, Chordata, Lepidosauria, Squamata, Lacertidae.
CUAGGGAAAUCUAAAGUAUAAGCCCCAGAACAGUAAACAAGUGCACGGUCAAAACCAUGUAAUCAAGAUGAAGGCCUCCUCGUACUGAGAUUACACACCCCAUUGCCUCCAAUCACAGCCAAGGACGGCGGGAACGCAAGUUCAGAGUCAUCUGAUUUUGAACGGAUUGACAAAGCAUGGCUAACAAUCCAACAGAAAUCAAGAACUACAUGGGAUUUAAAAAGUCAGCUUUAUUUUUGUGCCUUGGAUUUGAGGUAGAUUAAAUAAUUGAAAAGGCUAGGCUAUUAGGUCAUGAUUUCUGUGUUGCAGCUGUCUAGCACAAGUUGACAGACACUCUGCAAGGCCUGUUGAUUUAAUAAGAGAGGCAUAGGAAAUCUCCGUGGGUAGCAAACGAGCAGUCAAUGAAUCUGAAAAGAAACAUGAUUGAAUGGGGUGGGGGAACUAGCCAGCAUUUAUAAAGCUGUGAUUAGCUGGAGGUCCUAUGGCAGCUACAGUUGUGUUUUCUGAAUAAGUGCAAUAAUGCAUAUGCAGCAGUGAAGUAACUUUGCUACAGAGAGUUAUUGCUUCACAUAAAACUUGAACUGAGACCUGCAAGCUCGACAAGUGAACAGCCAUGAAAGGUUCACUGCUUUUGAUUUCAAGUGUCAUCUUGCUAACAGAUGUGCUGAGUGGCUGUCCUCCAAAAUGUCUGUGUAAUCGCUUUUUAAAGACAGUGGACUGCAGGAAUCAAGGGCUUGUUGAAGUUCCUUCACACCUACCUGCUGAAACUCAAAUAUUGCUGUUGUCAAAUAAUCACAUUCAGAAAAUCAGUCAAAGUGCUUUUGUUGACACUCUGGCCCUCAAAAUCCUGGAUUUAUCUAAUAACUCUAUCACGGGUCUGUUGCCUGGCACAUUCAAAGAACUGCAACAUCUACAGAUUCUAAACCUAACGAAGAACUUCAUUGAAUAUGUAGACAACAAAACUUUUAGUUCACUUUCACGCCUAAAAGAGCUGGAUUUAUCCUCCAACAAUAUAUUAAGUAUGCCCGGAACUCUGGGAAAAAAUACAGGGAACAUAACUUUAUUGUCUAUGAAACAUAAUAAACUUCAGAAAGUAGACAGACUUCUGUUGGAAUCACUCCCAAACCUGAAAGUUGUUCUCUUUAAGGGUAACUUCUGGCAAUGCAAUUGUCAAGUCUUUGGCCUUAAAUUGUGGCUGGAAAGUUUUUUAUAUAGAGGAGGAAUUAGUGACAGUAUCAUCUGCUCAACGCCUGAUCAUCGGAAGGGAAAAGACCUCCUGAGAAUUCCUUACGAAUUGUAUGGAAUCUGCCCUCCUACAGCUUCCGAUGUCCAUCAGGCCAAUGCUCUUCACUAUACUUCUGAGCACAAAAGUUCUCCAAAGCUCGGCCAUCACAAUGAACACGGAGGAGACAGCAGCCGCUCACACUGUGAACCUAAACCAAAGCCACGGCCCGUUAGCUUGCGUCAUGCAAUUGCAACUGUAGUAAUAACUGGAGUGGUCUGUGGGAUUGUAUGUCUCAUGAUGUUGGCUGCUGCUGUGUAUGGUUGUGCUUAUGCUGCAAUCACUGCAAAGUACCAACGUGAAAAGAACCCCUCUGGCAAGGAGAAAAGGAGUCUUGAGGAAAAAGAGUCGUUUGAGAGGUCAUUGGCUUGAGUUACUGAUUGCUAUGAGCUUUCAGAAACAUAUACUACUCCCCUUGCUCAACAAGUUAAAGGAGUUGAGUCGGAAUAUGGCUGAUUUAUUAGUUCCACAUUCAAAAAUGUUUGCAUAUAACUACAGGGGUGCCAACAAGAUUUUUCUGUCCCCUGGUAUACCAUAUGCAAGCUGUACUUGCCAAA